This is a messenger RNA of Sorghum bicolor (sorghum), 1864 nucleotides long. RefSeq names its product mitochondrial phosphate carrier protein 3, mitochondrial. Gene Ontology annotation, cellular component: mitochondrial inner membrane. Gene Ontology annotation, molecular function: phosphate transmembrane transporter activity. The coding region runs from base 212 to 1303 and encodes 363 amino acids. The record is from RefSeq and is a predicted model, not a curated record. Lineage: Eukaryota; Viridiplantae; Streptophyta; Magnoliopsida; Poales; Poaceae. The transcript is spliced from 6 exons. Gene Ontology annotation, biological process: mitochondrial phosphate ion transmembrane transport.
AUUGUUGCCCUAGCAACCCGGGCAGCCACCGGAUGUCUUCCUCCCCGGAGCAAGUGGCGGCGGGCCGCACGCCCGCGCGUACAAACGCCGCGCUCGCUCGCGCUGCCGCGAUGAGCAUCCAUCUCACCGAGCCCCCACCCCCAGGCUUAGCCGCGCACCCCCCAGCCGUAAGGAAAUCGCUCGGACCGAACCCUGAGCCUGCCCCGGCGCCAUGGCGGUCUCCGAGAGCUCGCGGAAUGCGCUGCUCCCUAGCUUUCUCUACGCGGCCCCGGCCGCUGCCUCCCCCUUCGCCGCCGCCGCUAGCGUGGGCGGGCGCACGGUCGCCGCGCCGUCUGCGGCGGCGGCGGCGCGGCCCGCUAUUUGGGCCCGGGCGCCGAGCGAGCCGGGCCGGAGGAUUGAGAUGUACUCGCCGGCAUUCUACGCGGCGUGCACGGCCGGCGGCGUCGCCAGCUGCGGGCUCACGCACAUGACCGUCACGCCCCUCGACCUCGUCAAGUGCAACAUGCAGAUCGAUCCAGCCAAAUACAAGAGCAUCACAUCUGGUUUUGGUGUUUUGUUGAAAGAGCAAGGGCCAAAGGGUUUUUUCAGGGGCUGGGUACCUACCCUACUUGGAUACAGUGCUCAGGGAGCUUGCAAGUUUGGUUUCUAUGAGUUUUUCAAGAAGUAUUACUCGGACAUUGCUGGCCCUGAGUAUGCCGCCAAGUACAAGACUUUGAUAUACCUGGCGGGUUCUGCUUCGGCUGAACUCAUUGCAGAUAUUGCCCUCUGCCCCAUGGAAGCUGUUAAGGUGCGUGUGCAGACGCAGCCUGGCUUUGCAAGAGGUUUAUCAGAUGGCCUUCCGAAGUUUGUGAAAGCGGAAGGCUAUUCUGGACUGUAUAAAGGAAUUGUUCCACUCUGGGGCCGACAAAUUCCUUACACUAUGAUGAAAUUUGCCUCUUUUGAGACUGUUGUUGAGAUGAUCUACAAGUAUGCCAUUCCUGCCCCCAAAAACGAAUGCAGCAAGAAUCUCCAGCUCGGAGUGAGCUUUGCUGGUGGCUACAUUGCUGGGGUGUUCUGCGCAAUUGUUUCGCACCCAGCUGACAACCUUGUUUCCUUCCUCAACAAUGCCAAGGGGGCAACGGUCGGCGAUGCUGUGAAGAAGAUUGGUCUAGUGGGGCUAUUUACGCGCGGUCUCCCGUUGCGUAUCGUGAUGAUUGGUACCCUCACCGGUGCCCAGUGGGGUAUCUAUGAUGCUUUUAAAGUCAUGGUUGGACUGCCGACUACUGGAGGCGCUGCUCCAACACCUGCUGCCACUAAGGCCUGAUUCCACACAGCCAGACUUCAGACAAAAACUGGCCUUGAUGACCAAAUAACUCCUCUUUCUUAGGAGCAAUUCUUUUAUUCUUUUAGGAACUCUAAAAUGAUAAAAUCUCAGAUGAGUCUCAAGCUCAGCCAUGCUAAUUAGAUUGCAAGAUUUAGGAAGAUGUUCGCUAGAUAAUCAAGUGGUUCACGAUGCCUGGAAACCAUGGCAUUGUUAAAGAAAAGAAAAAGCUAAUUAGAAUGCCCAAAACAGAAAAAAAAAGAAAAAGAACAUGUUUACUCGCCCAUGGACCAUUGUUAAAGCUAAUGUUUUGCUGGUUCGAUUUGUGUAAUUUUCACCGGUGUAUUUUAGGGCAAGUCAACGAGAGCAUCUCUGUGGCAGAGCGUGAAGUUCUUUCUGUUUAAUAUAUGCUGCUUGUUCGUUGCUGUUGAUGGCAACAUCCUUUAUACUGAACAAACCUAUUCCUCUUGCGUUUUUGUUUAGACUAUGCCUAUGCGGCUAUGCUUUGUCAUCGAUGUCAAGCAGAUUUAUGAAGGUCUUAAGAAUUAAGAUGUUAUUACUCUA